Molecule: messenger RNA, 2220 nt
Organism: Penaeus indicus
Lineage: Eukaryota; Metazoa; Arthropoda; Malacostraca; Decapoda; Penaeidae
Exons: 4
Coding region: 1-2220 (739 amino acids)
Source: RefSeq, a predicted model, not a curated record
AUGGGGCUGGAUCCAGUGUUGGUGAAGGUCCCUCGUUCGGCAGGUGUUCUGUGGCACAGCAGCACAGACCCGGUCGUCAUCCUGCAACUGCUCGAGAAACAAUUAGUCAUGAAAUGCUACAUCAUAAGUGAAUCUGAUAAAAGAGGGUAUAGGAAGAGAAUGUUGAAGAUCUGGAAUGAAAAUGGAGGAGAUCCCAUUAGUGAACAGAGGUUAGCUGAUCAGGUCAGGCAAAUUCAAAAGAAAUCCUGGCUAGGUGAUGCCGAAAAUGAGGAAACAAAAAAAGAUUGUGGCGUGUUGAGAUCAGAAAAGGUAGAAGAAACUCCGGAGGUUCUAGAUCAUGGGAAUGAAAACACCGAGGAAGUGAAUCGAAACCAACUUGCAGAAACAACAGAUCAGAACAGCAGUGAAGUAGAUCAGAGUAACACCGUGAAUGAUGAAGAGGAGUUCAGUGAAGAGAACCAAAGAAUGUUGAAGAACAUAUUAGAGAAGCUGAAGUCAGAAACAAUAAAUCCUCCAAUGAAUCUGAGAAAUCUAGACAGAAAUAAAAUUAGAUGCAAAGCAAAAGAGAUAAAUAACGUUCUUCAGCAUAUACCAUCAGCUAAUAUUACAGAAACAAAUAGAAUACUGCUAGCUGCAGCGAACGAAGUUGCGGAAGCACUAGGUGUACAUCCAAAACCACGUCCGAAAGCAAAAGAGCCAUGGUGGAAAAGGCGUAGUGAAGACCAAAUUCAACAACUCAGAAAAGAUAUUAGUCACCUCGAAGAUCUUUCCAAAGAGAAAUUAAGGAAAAAGAAAGAAUCAAUCUCUGAAAGACUUGAAAGGAAAUGCCUUGUGAAGAAAAAAGGGACUAAAGUCGCAAUAGAAGAGUUGAAGCAGCGAGUCCAGGCAAAAGCAGCUAAGGUCAAGAGAUAUGAAAAUCGAAUCAAUCAGUAUCGACAGAACAGAAUGUUCCAGUCAAAUCAGAAAGGACUAUUUGAAGAAUUAGAAGGGAACAUCAGUAAUGAAACGGUAGUACCCGAUGCAGAGGAGAGCAGGAAAUUUUGGAAUAACAUCUGGGGGAAAAGUACGAAGCGUAACACCGAAGCUGAAUGGUUACAAGACCUCAAAGAUGAAUACACCAACAAGCCGAAACAAGCAGAUAUAGUCAUUAACAAGAAGAUGCUAGACAACCAAAUGAGAAAGAUGCCGAACUGGAAAGCUCCUGGGCCGCACGGGCUGCAAGGUUUUUGGUUGAAGAACUUCACAUCCCUACGAGAGAGAAUCUGCCAACAAUUGAAUGAAUGCUUAGGUGAAAGAGAAGUGCCGAAAUGGAUGACAAAAGGAAGAACUGUCCUCAUUAUGAAGGAUAAAGAAAAGGGCAGAGAUGUCAAGAACUUCAGACCAGUCACCUGCUUGCCUCUGAUGUGGAAGUUGCUAACUGAUGUGUUAUCAGAGGAGAUGUACAAGCACCUAGAAGAGAAUGAAUUAUUACCAGAUGAACAGAAAGAAUGCCGGAAGAGAUCAAGAGGAACAAAAGACCAACUGUUAAUUGAUAAGAUGAUAAUCAGAAACUGCAAAAGAAGAGGAACAAGUUUAGGAAUGGCUUGGAUAGACUACAAGAAAGCCUUUGAUAUGAUACCACACUCGUGGCUAGUGGAAUGUAUGGAGUUGUUCGGGGUAGCAAGUAACAUGAAACAUCUAAUCUCAAGAAUUCAAACUGUUAAUGAGUUCACAUACGAUAUCAAAAUGGAAUUCGGCAUAAGUAAAUGUGCAGUAUUAAUAAUGAAGAAAGGAAAGAUCACGCAGAGCGAGGGAGUACGUCUUCCCAAUCAAGAAGAAAUUAAGUCAUUAGCAAAGGAACUCCAUGGGAAAGUCAUCAGAGAUAUUGAAGAUGUAAAAAGAUCUAAAAGAGGAAGGGGAUUGAUAGGAGUUGAAGACUGUAUUGCCAUCGAAGUCCAAAGUUUGAGUAAAUAUCUAGAGAAGUCAACAGAAACAAUGUUGAAAUCUGUAGUGAAAGAACAAUUCCUGAAAGAACAAAGACCGAAUGCUGAUAACAUCAUGGAAGAGAAAUAUGAAAGAUAUAAAGCAAAGGAACUCCUGGUGAUUGGAGCCCUCGGAACCAUCCAUCGUGACAUGCCAGAAUGGUUGAAGAAGUUAGAGAUGCAUGAACUAAUUGGAAAGUUUCAACAAUCUUGUAUCCUAGGAACAGCAAGGAUACUGAGGAAAGUCCUUGGCACCUAA